CCCACCUCCAAUCUUCCACCGUCUGGCUUGCUUUACUGAUCACAAAACCACCAUGUUGAACCUCGAUUAUACCAUCUCCAAUUUGAAGGGGAAGACGAUCCUCAUCACCGGCGGCGCAUCCGGAUUUGGAGCUGCUUUUGCCGCACGAUGGGCCUCCGCGGGCGCCCAGAUCAUCAUUGGGGAUAUCAACCCAGCCGGGGAGACGAUUGUUGCUCAGAUCCGCACCGAAUCGGCCAACGAGAACGUACACUUCAUUCACCUCGAUGUAACCUCGUGGUCCUCGCAAGUCAACUUCUUCCGACAGGCGGUCCAGCUCAGUCAACACGGAGGUAUUGAUGCGGUUGUGGCCAACGCGGGCAUCAACGACCGCGACGAGGCGAGACAGCUCGAAAACCCGACGGUGGAUUACUUGAACGACCCCCACCCCCCAGCGCCCAGUUCCAAGACCGUCGACGUCAACCUCAGCGGGGUCUUGUACACGGUGCACCUGGCUCAGUGGUUCCUUCCCCGGAAUCCCGACUCACAGCCCUGCUCCGAAUCCGAACAGACCUCCCACAGAGACCGCCAUAUCCUGCUGGUGGGAUCCACGGCGAGCCUGCACCCGCUCAUCAGCCAGGCUCCCUACACCAUCACGAAACACGCGGUGCUCGGGUUGUUCCGCUGCCUUCGCGUGACAGCCCCCGUUUCGGGCGGGAUACGCGUCAACAUCAUCUGCCCCUAUUUCACCGACAUCGGCCUCAUGAAUGCGCCUGCCCGGGUCAUUCUGGCGGGGGUCCCGAUCGGACAGCCCGAGGAUGUGGUCGAGGCGGCCACCUACCUCAUGGCCAACCAGACUUGCAGCGGUCGCUCGCUGGUGACGGGGCCUCGUUUGAAAUUGGGACUGCCCGACCGUGCUUUGUUGAGCCGAGAGUCGCUCGAUGAACAGACAGGGGAAGGGGAGGACUCGGAGCGUGGAGUCUGGGAGUGUCAACUGCACGAUGUGGAAACCGCGGAUAUUUUCACCGAGCGCAUGCUGAAGGCCGUGAAAGCCGUGGUGGCCACCCGGGGAUGGAUUGGAUGGGCUAAGGGAUUGGCGGGGGCACUGGCCUGGCCCGUGAUGAAGAAUUGGAACAAGGCAUGAUCUCUUGUGUUGGGAGCAAAAUCAAUCUGAUACACAUCUAUAAAUGACUCGAUGGUGAAGGCUUCAUAUGCCUAUUUCUUCCACCUCAAUGUGGUGGUACUGCAUUUCUCCCUCCAUACAUGCUAGUGCAAGAACCUGA
Molecule: messenger RNA, 1259 nt
Organism: Aspergillus saccharolyticus JOP 1030-1
Lineage: Eukaryota; Fungi; Ascomycota; Eurotiomycetes; Eurotiales; Aspergillaceae
Product: putative short chain dehydrogenase/reductase
Exons: 1
Coding region: 53-1120 (355 amino acids)
Molecular function (GO): oxidoreductase activity
Source: RefSeq, a predicted model, not a curated record